AAUUCGGAUUUCAUUCUAUGAUAAAAAAAUGUGUCUAUAUUGUACUGUACAUAUACGUAUAUAUUUAAAAAUUAUUAGACCUGCACGCAUGCAUAGGACACAUACACACAUUGCACAUUCGCCGAAGUCACUGGGUCAAGUCUCUAAUACAUGAUGGCGUGGGCUAAACUGGUAUUAUUCAUUAAGGUGUUUACACCCAUGGGGCAGUCUUGCAUAACGACGACGAUACGCUGUAGCGUUAAAAGACAGUUGCAAACCGCGCGAAACGAAGAGUCGUCUUGGUGCACGCUGCCGCGUGGUUGUCUGCAAAUGGUUCUAUAACUAUAGUCUAUAAGUAUCUCGUACCUAACAGCGCGACAUAAUUACGCGAUACGUGGUAUAAGUAACUAUCGCUGAUCAGUGCGCAAACAUCACAAAUAAAAGUCCCUUAUUACCAAAUUUGUUUUUUUUUCACACGCGUGCGUUGAAAAUGUCUAGGGACCUGUUGUUAAAAUAAUCUCUCGCCAGUCUUAGCCUGUACUUGAAGUUGUUAACCACACGGUGAAACUAUAAUAGCUGGUACUUAUAAACGCUGCGAUACCUAUUGCUGCGGUGAUCAAUUCAUUGCGAGCUGCCACACGAAGAUGAAAAAUGUGUGUCUGCAGUUGGUGGCCUUUCUGUUUGCCACGUGUACAAUGGUCGUCGUUGUUUCCGCGGUAGAGUUCGAUCAGAGGCAGCCUUCGCUGUACGGUAACGAAUAUUAUUACUACGGCGGACACACCGCGGCGGCGGCCGAUUCAGAGAAUGAAGAAGAGUCGCAGCGCACCCAUCACGUAAAGCACAAGUUAAAGAAGCUCAAGAAGCGGCUGCUGCUACAGUGCUUGUUGGGACACAGCCGGCGGCGGCGCGACACGUCCGCGGCUUCUGGCCGAUUUUUACUUCCGAUCGUAUUGCAGAGCACCAACGUCAACGUCGGUGCCGGCGGACAGCAGCAUCAGCAGCAGUCACAUCACGGCGGCGGAUGUAUGCAAAUGUUUGGCGAUGACAGUCACGGUCCCCUUCAGGGCUCGCUACCGUCGUUGGGCUCGUUGGGUUCGCCGUUAGGCUCGCUGGGUUCGGCUCUCGGUUCGCUGGGCUCGUUCGGGCCGUCGGUGACGGAAAAUCCGGAGGAGGACGAGAGCGGCAACCGCAACGGUUUGUACUCCCCCAACUGGAACAGAUACGCCAGGCAGUUCCGCCGCAACUUUGUCAGGCCGCUGUAUCGACUGUUCUAGGCACGUAUAGUCGUUUCGGCGCAGCAAUUAUAACUUCCAACUGGACGUCUAAAAUUAAACUGAUACCAGUGUAGGUUAUCUCUGCAGUUGUGGGACUCCUUUCAUGCGUUUUUCUUUGCAUUAAAUGUCUAUUGACUAUUUUAUUAUUGUAAAACCAACCAUUUAUUGUACAUAAUAUAACAUAUAUGUAUAUAGUUCGUAUUUUUUCAAAAAUACGUUUUUUAUUUAACUAUUUUAAUCGUGAUCAUUUGUAACUUGUAAUUUGUAAGUAAUUAUUUACAUAUGCGUAAUAAAAAUAAACAGUUUACUUUAUAAGGGCAA
This is a messenger RNA of Rhopalosiphum padi (bird cherry-oat aphid), 1574 nucleotides long. RefSeq lists its product as uncharacterized. The transcript has 2 exons. The record is from RefSeq and is a predicted model, not a curated record. The coding region runs from base 624 to 1253 and encodes 209 amino acids. Lineage: Eukaryota; Metazoa; Arthropoda; Insecta; Hemiptera; Aphididae.